UGUACUAAUUGUGGUAUGCAAAUUGAACCAAAGAGCAAGUUCUGUAGCAACUGUGGUCACAGAAUUGAAGAUGUACAACAGUUAGAAUUACAAGAAACAUCAGAUGUAAACAAAGAAGGAGCGCCUAAAAUGACAAAUGAGGCAAGAGUCAGUUUAGAGGCCCUGAAAACGAAAUGGGGUGCUUCGGUACAGAGGAUGAACAAGAAAAGAGUAUUUACUGGUAUGAAAAAAGAGGAACCAACAAAAACAGUGGCUCUUCAUGUUAAGAUUUUAGACGGAAAGAUGAAGAUGGUGCAGAGAGCUUUUAAGGAUGGUAUGGGUGUAGAUCGGGGUUACGUCAAAAUUGACGUCCAAAUAGAUAGUACCUGCAGAGACUGGAUGAGAUCUGUUCGUGCCUGCUUCCAGCCAUCACCCGAUCUACAUCCAUACAUAUCCACCAGCAAAGGAAAUUUAGAUAAGAUUGAUUCAGCCUAUACAUUUAAACAGCUAAGAAAUAGCCAGAAAGAAAAAAAGGUGGCAUCAACAAAAUAUGCUAUCUACUUUCAGAUAAAAAAGAGUCGACAUGCUAUAGUUGGAACAUACCUAAAAUCUACAGAUGGAAAACGCAUGCCUGUACCUAAGGUUGUAAUUGAAAUAGAAGAUGAGAACGAACGUGAGCCUCAGGUCAAGGACGAAGACAGUUUCAUCAAUAAGCAAAACGUGGAGAUUCUGAGGGAACUCGAAAGGGAAAGUAGUAAUGACAAGGUAAGCGGAGAAGGUGAAGACCUAUGGGAAAGUGACCUAGAAGAUCCUGCACUUGACACGCUUACAGAUGAACUGGAUGCUUCAGAAAUGCAUGCUGUUGAAGAGCUUAUAAAUGAACCAGGAGUUUCGGGACUUGAUACAGUCGAAGAGUGUCCAGAUAAAAAUCCAUCACCAUGCUCAUCAUCAAAUGUAAAAGCAUUGGAUAUGGUUCUAGACAAGAAAAGACAAAGGAAAUCCGUUGCCGAGGGCAUAUCCCUUAAAUUACCAGAGGGUAAAAAGAAAUAUAUCACCGUUGUUUACCAGGAGCAUGGUGGAAUAUCUAUAUCUCGCCAAUUUGGAGAAAAUGAUACACUUCAGGUUUUGUAUACGUGGAUAUGCAUGGAGAUGGACCCGGAAAUUCUUCCACCAAAGUUUCAUUUAGGAUGCCAUGCCCCAGAGAAAUGUACAGAUGAUGAUUGUGACCACAAUUACAUUUUGACUCCUGAUUCGGCGAACUACAAAAUUUACAAGCACACGCCAACAUUAUUAUUUAUUAAAGAAGAUAUCUACCAUCUCAAUGAGACAAUGACUAACUUAGAUGAUGUAUUUUUUAAGUAGAAGUCUACAGAAUGGUCACGUGAAGAUGAUUUCUACAUAAAAAUCAGUACAAAUUAAGACUUAUAACUUGAUCUCGUCAGAUUGCAACAUGAAAUCUGAGACAAUUGUUCUAGUAUUAGAAAUUAUUAAUAAUGUUUAUAUUGUUCCUGAAAUGACUAGCUAGAUUUAUAAUUGUGUACGUAUGUUACUGUGUGGCUGUUUGUAUGUGUGUGUGUAGGUGUGGAAAAAGGGGGAAGUUUCUAAUAAAACCUGUUGACAACAUUGAAGAUUAAAAAUUAUAAACCAGUUUAUGUAGUAAUAAAAUCCAGUUUUUGAGACCACAGAAUCAACAAAUAAUCGUUCUGUAUGUAGUAAAAUCUGUGGAAAUGAUACAUGAUUUGUUCGAAUAAAAUAGAUCUUUUGUGAACUUUAAAUUCACAAUCUGAUGUCAUAAUA
Mytilus trossulus (common blue mussel) is the source of this 1776-nucleotide messenger RNA. RefSeq lists its product as uncharacterized. The transcript is spliced from 15 exons. The record is from RefSeq and is a predicted model, not a curated record. Lineage: Eukaryota; Metazoa; Mollusca; Bivalvia; Mytilida; Mytilidae. The coding region runs from base 16 to 1341 and encodes 441 amino acids.